AUGGCUUGGAUGUUUCUGCUGAUCCAACUGUCAUCGUUCGUGCAUGGCCUCGCCAUCUCUACUGCUACUGAUCAACGACCCAAAGCAGCUUUCGUCUCACUUGCUCACGAGCACGACUUGCCCGCUGUUCUGUCCUCCAUGUCGCAGCUCGAAGAGACAUUCAACCACCGAUACCACUACCACUGGGUCUUCUUCAGCACUCAACCGCUGAGCGAAGAAUUCAGACGCCAAACAUCCAACGCGACCGGUGCCAUCUGCAUUUACGAAGUCAUCUCUGAGCAUAACUUGGCUUCGUCAAAAUAUGCCAAGCCAUCGUCUGCUUUCGAUGUGAUGCCGAGAGAUGCAACCGAUGGCGAAGAUCUCUCCAAAGUUGGCCAGUCGACGUCAUUCCUGGGCCAAACAUCACGUUGGAAUUCGGGCCCAUUUGCCAGCGAGAAGCGACUCAGAGACUAUGAUUGGUUUUGGAGAAUAGAACCUGGCGCGCAGUUUACCCACGACAUCACGUUUGAUGUCUUUCGCUUUAUGAGAGACCACGAGAUUGCUUACGGCUUUAACGAGGCUUCACUGGACAAGGACGAGAUGCGAAGUCAUGCGCAGCCCGUGAGAUCUUUCAUCGACCAACACCCUGAUCUGUUGCACGCAGAUGCGGAUGUGUCCUGGUUCUUGGGCGGCCACGACGUCCACGACGCACCCAUUAGGCCGACGAAUCAAAAUGACAGUCUUGAGACUCGUGGUGACGCCGCCAUAACAUGGAUUGACUUGAUCAGCUCGAUGAUCCAGGGCAGGCUGGAAGGAAUCUCGCCAACGUUUGACAUUGGUUCUUUAUCGUUCUUUCGAAGCAAGAGCCACCAAGAUUUGUUCAACCAUUUGGAUGCCAUAGGCGACUUUUACCGCCGACCCCUGCGAGACAUGGCUGUGCCUACCAUGAGUGCCAGCAUGUUUGUUCCCCAAAAGAGCGUGUGGAAUUACCGCAGGAGAGACGCGCGACAGGGACACCGACCAAGCCUCCCCGAAUACACGCAAAGGCCGAAAGCGAGGGGUUAUGAACUCAACUUGGGAUUCAACCUCAGAGGAAAGAACCGGAUGCAAGAGAGGAACCCUGACGAGAACAUGGCCGAGCGCUUUGCGCUUUGGGACCUGAUGGCUCGCGAUCUCAGCAGACAGGAUGCUAUCCCCGGCUUGCAGUCCGGUCAUACUGUGAUUGACGAGAGGAAUUUUUCGAUGAGUUAA
This is a messenger RNA of Trichoderma atroviride IMI 206040, 1230 nucleotides long. The record is from RefSeq and is a predicted model, not a curated record. NCBI's taxonomy places the organism in Eukaryota, Fungi, Ascomycota, Sordariomycetes, Hypocreales, Hypocreaceae.